Messenger RNA from Penicillium salamii, 669 nucleotides. The record is from the annotation of a GenBank genome assembly. Lineage: Eukaryota; Fungi; Ascomycota; Eurotiomycetes; Eurotiales; Aspergillaceae.
AUGCCCGAGACAGUAACACUGCACACCUACUUCCGGUCCUCCUGCUCCGCACGACUGCGGAUAGCCCUACAUCUUAAGAACAUCCCGUUCACACCCGUCUACGUGAAUCUCCUGAAAGGCGAGCAGUCAUCCCCAGCCCACCUAUCCAUCAAUCCAUCCGGCACGGUUCCUGCACUUGUCAUCCAGCGCGAUGCUCAAGAGCCUAUCAUAAUCACCCAGUCACUCGCAGCCCUCGAAUACCUCGAUGAAGCAUUCCCAGGUGGUCCAGCACUUAUGCCUCCAGCCUCGGAUCCCGAGGGGCGUGCCAUAGUGCGUACAUUGGCGCAGAUAAUCGGAUGUGAUAUCCAGCCUGUGACGAACCUGAGGAUUCUGAAGCGGGUGGCACCGCUGGGUGCGGAUCGAGCGGAGUGGUCUAAGGAUUUGAUUGAGGAUGGAUUGAGGGCUUAUGAGGCCCUCGUUUCUAAGACUGCUGGCAAGUUUAGCGUUGGGGAUGAGAUUACACUUGCUGAUCUGUGUUUGAUUCCGGCUGCUUGGGGUGCUGAGAGGGUUGGGGUGGAUAUUUUGGAGUUCCCGGUUACGAAUGCUAUUGUGAAACAUUUGGAAGCGGAGGAGGCGGUUAAACUUGGUCAUUGGAAGACUCAGGAUGAUACUCCUGAGGAGCUUCGGUGA